Molecule: messenger RNA, 1647 nt
Organism: Aspergillus versicolor CBS 583.65
Lineage: Eukaryota; Fungi; Ascomycota; Eurotiomycetes; Eurotiales; Aspergillaceae
Exons: 3
Coding region: 1-1647 (548 amino acids)
Source: RefSeq, a predicted model, not a curated record
AUGGCAACAUUGAAUAGACAAGCACCUGUACCGAAGGCCUUCCCUUUCGUUCCCUGGGUAUCGCCUUCCAGCAACUCUGGGGACUCUCAGAAGGAACAGAGUCGCAGGCUUGUGCGUUCACAUGCGGCGCGACGACGGGCUUGUUACCACGGUGAUACAUUCAAUUCCAUGAAACAUGUCCCGCAUGGCUCUGAGGGGCUCCUCCGAGACGCGAAUGGUUCUGCAGCAUAUCUACCACCCGGACAUUCUCUAUACCAUGACAGAGAAGCCCAGGAGGAUGUUGAGGAGAACGCGCAGCCUCGCCAGUUUACCACAGGCGAAGCCAACGAGAUCAUCCCAUAUGUAGACACAGUUCAGCCUCUAGACCUUGAGUAUGUCGCAACUCAAGGUCUGGAUCCCUUCAGGACAUCCCCACUUGGCAAUCUGCCGCCAGACGUUCUGGAGGAGUGCCUUCAUUACAGUGUAUCUGUGCUGUGGCCCAAUCUUAUUCCUGGAAUCAGGGAGAAUGGUGCAAUGCAAUCCUGGUCGCACUUCUACAUGGUGGAGGAAGCCCCCUGCUUUGCCCUCUCCCUUGGCGCGCUGUGCCAUAAACAGUCCAACAGUUCAGACGGACAUGGCCCUCAACGCUCACAGCUGUUAAAACGAAGACUUCUAUACGUUGAGAUGGAAUCAGCCAGGGCUCUAAAUGAAGCUUUGAAGAGCCCUGACAGGCCCAUCAGCGACUCAUUGAUACUGAGUGCCCUUUGUAUGGCAAACAACAGCGCAGGAGAGCCUAUUCCACCAAACAAAAAUAAGUCUCCAUUUAGAGCUCCUCUUCGUGACUUGCAGUGGCUCAAUAUCUACGCGAUGAACACAUCGAACGCUGCCCACCAGGCUGGCCUUUGCCACCUCAUUCAGCUGAGAGGAGGUCUCGACAGCAUCGAACUCCCUGGUCUUGCUGCCAUCUUAUCCUACUCUGAUAUCCUAGCUGCGAGCAAAUCGCUCUCUCGACCUCGAUUCCCCUUCUUCUCACUGCAAGGUAACCGCACAUUUACAACGGACGAAACAUCCGACCUGGCCACCGGAAGCGCCCAUAUCGAAAGCCGCGAGCUUGGGUUCUCUUCUGAGCUAAGCCAGCUCUUCCACGCCAUCAAUUCCUACGUACAAGUUCUCGAGGCAAUAGAAAAACGGAAAGUUACGGUAGACCUCUCGAAAAUCGCCGAUCAGCGAAAUUUCAUACAGCAUUCCGUUCUCAGUCUUCCGCCUGGGUCCCAGAUUGUAGGGUCCUAUCUCGAGGGCCUGCUAUUGUACGAUACAUGCCGCAUCGCCGCACUGAUAUUCUGCCUCGGCGUGGUUUUCCCCCUCCCAUACCAGACAUCCCCCUUACCUGUAUUGGCGGUGGCGCUGAAACAGGAACUGGAGAAGGCCUGGCCGCUGGUCGAAUCACGUCGUGAAAAUGAGGCAUUGCUUUGGGCUGUUGUAAUGGGUGGUAUAGCUGCAAAAGCUACACAGGAAAGACCCUGGUUCGUGGCCGAGCUGCGCAAUAUAGCUAGGAAGAAUUCUGUCCCUGGAUGGAGUGAGCUGAAAGUUAUUGUCAAGCGCAUCCUCUGGCUUGAUACUGCUUGCGACCAGGCAGGACGAGAGUUGUGGGAUGAAGCUCAAAUUUGA